AUUAUAAUUAAACAUACUAGGCCAGAUUAGACGGCCAUUUUUAUAAAUUUUGGAAACGUUCUACAGAUAUAUACCUGGUUUAUUCUGCUGAAAAAACUGUGAAGAUGGCGGGGAAAGACGACCGGAUAACCACAAAGGUUAUCCAGGUCGCUAACAUUGCCCAGAACGCAUCUAAAGAUCAAAUGAAGACAUUGUUUGCAUACAUCGGACGAAUUGACGAUCUUAAAAUGUACCCCACCAUUGACUCUCCCGAGGGAGCAGUCUCAGCACCUGUUACAAAGAUUGUUUAUGUCAAGUUUGAGGAUUCUCAGAGCACAGGUGUUGCAUUACAUCUUAACAACACAGUCUUUAUUGAUAAAGCCAUGAUAAUUGUGCCUGUCAUGGAUGGUAAAAUUCCAGAUGAACAGACAGCAUUGCAGCUAGCCCCUUCAGCCAUGGCUGGAUUGAUGCCUGGCCAACCUACAUGGCCUAGUAAUGUUAUAAGUCAGAUGAGUGGUGUUGGUUCAGCCCAAGUAAUUACAACACAUGACCCACGUCUGACAGCCUUAGGUCUGCCACAAUAUCCUGCUUUACCUGGGACAACAGAUGGAUCAAAGAUAGAAGAAAUAAGAAGAACAGUUUAUGUAUCUAAUAUGGAUCCUACAACUUCUACAGAUCAGCUGCUGAAUUUUUUUUCCCAAGUAGGAGAAGUGAAGUAUGUGCGGAUGGCAGGAGACCCUAGUAGUUCUAUUGUAUCUGGUUAUGUAGAAUUUACUGAUCAAAGAUCUGUGGCCACUGCUCUUACUUACAAUGGUGUAAUGUUCCAGAGUAAACCUAUCACUGUAACACAUUCUAAUACAUGUAUCAUCAAACCCUUAACAAAGUCUCAAGAAGCUCAACAAAGGGACAUAGAAGAAGCAAUGAAGAAAGUCAAAGAAGCCCAGUCCCUGAUAUCAGCUGCAGUAGAUGAUCCAUAUGAUAGAUCCCGUAGCAGAUCUAGAUCCAGACGAAGAUCUAGGUCACGAAGAGGUUCCAGAUCAAGGUCAAGAAAACGCUCAAGAUCUCGAAGAAGAUCCUCCAGACGAUCAAGGUCUAGAAAAAGAUCUAGAUCAAGAAAAAGGUCAAGGUCCAGAAAACGUUCAGGGUCUCGUUCACGUAGGAAAAGGUCUAGGUCAAGAAAGAGGUCAAGGUCAAAGCACAGAUCAAGGUCAAAAUCAAAGGGCAGAGCACCAAAGGAAGAGAGACCAACACAGGGAUCAAACCAUUUCCCUACAAGGGGGCCGCUGAGGGGCCAAAUCAUCUUCCCAGUCAGGAGAAGGUCAAGGACACCAAGAGCUUACAGUCGACGAUCAAGGUCAAGGAGUCCUACUGCUAAAAGGAAAAGCAAGUCCCCUCCUAAAAAAAGAUCUAAGACUCCAGAAAAGAAACGUUCUAGAAGCAAGUCUCAUCAUAAGUCUCUAUCACCACCCAAGUUAGAGAGGGAAGUGUCACCAUCAGAAAAAGAAGGAGGAUCACCAAGCAGAGAAGUUAACCAACCAGAUCCAGCAUCUAUUUCAAGUGAUGGUCCUCCUGCAAUGAUAAAACAGGAAUAUGAAAGUCAACACAAAGAACCUGUAGAAACCACUGCACCCAGAAAAAGGUCUGUAAGCAGAAGUCGUAGCAAAACUCCACCAAAGAAACGCUCCAGUCCUCCAAGGAGAAGAAAGUCAAGAAGUAGAUCUCCAAAAAGAACUUCCAGCAGGAGAUCCAGAAGUAGGAGUAGAGAUGUACCAAAAGACAAACACAAAAGUGAUAAGUCAGCAGAAAGUGUACCAAAAGACAAACACAAAAGUGAUAAGUCAGCAGAAAGUGUACCAAAAGACAAACACAAAAGUGAUAAGUCUGCAGAAAGUAGACGGAGUUACAAAAAAUCGAGAAGGAGCAGAAGCAGGUCAAGGAAGAGGUCACGAUCACGUAGCAGGGGUAAAAGAGAGAGAGACAAAAAAAGGGAUAGAAGUAGGGAUAGAGAUCGUGAAAAGAAGAAGAAACAUCGAGACCGAUCCAGCAGAGAAAGAGAAGAGAAAACAAAAGAAACAAAAGUUAUAAGAAAUUAUGAUGAAGAAGAAAAAUUACAAGAAGAUUAUAACAGUGAAAAUGAUUCACUUCGGCCGGCAGAAACAUCCCUCCCUCCAGACGAUAUUAAUCUGCAAUCAGUUGACAUGGAUAUGAGUGAUUGACAAGUUGAUUUUUGAUUUCAUAUCUGUCAUAUCAUGCCUCACAUUUGCUUCAUAUUGAUUCUGUAAGAUACAAUUAAAGUUUUAAAUUGUGCAGAUAAACAUGUAAAAUAUGUUUCAAUAUUUUAUAUAUUUGUUGUUCAACUAAUGUAAUUUUGACUGAAAGACCCUUACAUAUGUUGUAUUUCUUAAAACAUCUGAUUGGAUUGUUCUAAUGAUCAUAUGGAAGGGAUUUUCAUGCAAUAGUUAUAGAUUUUAUGGAGCUUUGGUAAUGCAUUAUGCCAUUUUCUGUUUGUUGCUAUUGGUGGAAGUUUUGAAAAUUCAUUAUGGUUAAUACAAAAUUUCUUCAAAGUAAAAGUAAAAACCCACUGUGUUAUAAAUUACUAAUAAAAAAGAAAUCGAAUCUAUGCAAUGGUUUAAUAACACUAAAAAUAUCUCCUAUGUAAACACUAACCACUCAAUUCAAAUUUCAGAGUUAGAGGAAAAUCACCUAGAUUAUUUAUUUAACUAGGAUCUGGUUUUAUGUAAAGAGAACUGCACAGUUGUGGAUUAAGGUUUGAGCAUAGAGGUCAUAUACUCCCCUUUUGAUCGAAAAAAUAAUCAAAUUUACCAUAAAAUCUCUUUUUACCAGCCAUUACAGACAUCUACACCUCCCUUUCACAAACCUGCUGCAGAACAUAGUCAUUUUUUUAAAUGUUUCAGGUGCCUUAAGCUAUUAAUGUAGUGGAUUCUGAUUGUUAAGCUUUUUCUGUGAACAGCAUUUUAUAUGUUAUAAAGAAAACAUUAGAAAUAAACAAGUACAAAAUAA
Molecule: messenger RNA, 3000 nt
Organism: Mytilus californianus (California mussel)
Lineage: Eukaryota; Metazoa; Mollusca; Bivalvia; Mytilida; Mytilidae
Product: probable splicing factor, arginine/serine-rich 7
Exons: 21
Coding region: 105-2195 (696 amino acids)
Cellular component (GO): ribonucleoprotein complex; nucleoplasm; nucleus
Molecular function (GO): mRNA binding
Source: RefSeq, a predicted model, not a curated record